Molecule: messenger RNA, 1186 nt
Organism: Xenopus laevis (African clawed frog)
Lineage: Eukaryota; Metazoa; Chordata; Amphibia; Anura; Pipidae
Gene: eif6.S
Product: eukaryotic translation initiation factor 6 S homeolog
Exons: 7
Coding region: 182-919 (245 amino acids)
Biological process (GO): cytosolic ribosome assembly; translational initiation; ribosomal large subunit biogenesis
Cellular component (GO): nucleolus; cytoplasm
Molecular function (GO): ribosomal large subunit binding; translation initiation factor activity; ribosome binding
Source: RefSeq, a predicted model, not a curated record
CCCACCUCUCGCUCACCGUCGUUUCCCGUCAUCCUUUUCGCAACCCGGAAGCAGGGGCCCAGGCGGCUGCUACUGCUGAGAAGCGCGUUGGUGCAGUUGGCAGUCAGACCACGUGUGUCGCUUGAGUGAGGAGCCGGGGAGACAUCGGAGAGGGAAGUGCAGGGACCUCUAAGAAGCCAACAUGGCCGUCCGCGCGUCUUUUGAAAACAACAACGAGAUCGGCUGCUUCGCCAAACUGACCAACACCUACUGCCUUGUGGCCAUUGGGGGGUCGGAGAACUUCUACAGUGUGUUUGAAGGAGAACUCUCCGAGACCAUUCCGGUGGUACAUGCCUCUAUCGCCGGCUGCAGAAUAAUUGGGAGGAUGUGCGUUGGCAACCGACAUGGCCUCAUGGUUCCCAACAACACAACAGAUCAAGAGCUUCAGCACAUGAGAAACAGCUUGCCCGACUCCGUGCGAAUUCAGAGAGUAGAGGAGCGUCUCUCCGCCCUGGGCAACGUUAUCGCAUGUAAUGACUACGUGGCUCUUGUGCAUCCAGAUCUUGACAGGGAGACUGAGGAGAUCUUGGCAGACGUCCUUAAAGUUGAGGUAUUUAGACAGACCAUAGCCGAACAAGUGCUCGUAGGCAGUUAUUGUGCCUUUAGUAACCAAGGAGGCCUGCUACAUCCCAAAACAUCUAUUGAGGAUCAAGAUGAACUGUCUUCUCUGCUUCAGGUCCCUCUUGUGACGGGAACAGUAAACCGCGGCAGCGAAGUGAUCGCAGCAGGAAUGGUCGUGAACGACUGGUGCGCUUUCUGCGGCUUGGAUACCACCAGUACAGAACUGUCCGUUAUAGAAAGUGUAUUUAAACUGAGCGACGCACAUCCUAGUACUAUUGCCACCAGCAUGAGGGACUCCCUCAUUGACAGUUUAACAUAAGCAAAUUUGAAGCUUCAGAAAAUGGGAUGGUUUCGUGCAGAAACGAGCGACUCUGUAGUUCACCGAUCUUUUCACCAAAACUGGACUUUCACGAGCAACUGUCGCCCCAACGACGUCUUUGUUAAUGUUAAUGCGUUUAAACGGUGUCUGAAAUAAAAAAGAACUUUUGCUAAGGGAAGAAGUGUUGUUUUUAGCAUCUCUUUGCUAUAUUGCACUUAUAGACUGUAUACGUUAAUAUGAAUAAUAAACAUUUUUAUCACUCGAAAA